GUCCCCGCCAGCCCAUUCGAAGGUCUCCAUCUGCGCACCUUCAGCCAUGGCGGACGACAUUGUCAUCGACAAGGCGCUGUUCCACGAGCGCCUCAACAACCUUGUAACCAAGUGGAAGGCCGACAAGCGCUCGGGCGACCAGGUUUUCCAGGGCGCAAGCGCGAUCGCGACGCUGGUGGGCAAGGCGAGCGAGCCUGGCAUCUACUUGAAGCCCGCCGCUUUCCAGCUGUGGCUGCUAGGCUAUGAAUUUCCUGCGACCCUCUUCGUCAUCACGCCCGACCUCGUCCAGAUUGUCACAACCAAGAAGAAGGCUACGUACCUAGAGCCGCUAAAAGGCGGCAAGGUGCCUGUCGAGAUCCUGGUACGGGGCAAAGACGCCGAGGAAAACAAGAAGCAGUUCCAGACAUGCAUAGACACCAUCAAGAAGGCCGGCAAGAAGGUCGCCGUGAUGAAGAAGGACAAUGCCAACAACGCCUUUGCCAGCGAGUGGAAAGCCGCCUUUGACGAGGCUGGGUUCAAGGACGAGGACCAGGUUGAUCUGGCCCCAAUCUUGUCCAACGCGGCCCUGUCCGUCAAGGACGAGAAGGAGUUGAGGACCAUCCGCGAUGCUGCCCGAGCGUCGAGCGCCCUCAUGACCAACUACUUUGUUGAGGAAAUGUCCGACAUACUCGAUUCCGAGAAAAAGAUAUCCCACCGCGCUCUCGCCGACAAGGUCUCCAACAAGAUCGACGAUGCCAAGUUCUUCGAGAAGCAAAAAGUGUCCAAGUCAUUUGACUCUCUACAGCUGGACUGGUGCCUGCAACCAACCAUUCAGAGUGGCGGCUCGUACGACCUCAAGUUUGCAGCCGAGCCUGACGAGAACAAUUUGCACGCGGGCGUCAUCAUCUCCGUCUUGGGUCUGCGCUACCAGACCUACGGCGCCCUGGUCGGUCGAACAUACAUGGUCGGGCCCAACAAGGAGCAGGAGAAUGCAUACAAGCUGCUUUUGGCUAUUCAUGAUCUGGUCAUCAAGUCUCUCCGCGACGGUGUUGUGGCCAAGGAUGUGUAUAACAAGGCGCUUGGAAUGCUCAAGUCGAAGAAGCCAGAAUGGGAGAAGCACUUCCCCAAGAACCUUGGGUAUGGCGUUGGUGUUGAAAAUAAGGACUCCUCGCUCCUUCUGAGUGGCAAGAACACGCGCGUGCUCAAGGACGGGAUGACUCUUGUGGUUCAGACCGGCUUCUCCGAUCUCGAGAACAGUAAGCCGCAGGACAAGAAGAGCAAGAAUUACUCGCUUGUGCUCGUCGACACGGUCCGGGUUGGACAGGGCGAUUGCGCGGUCUUCACCAAGGAUACAACCGCGGACCUGGAUGCCGUAUCAUUCUUCUUUGACGAAGAGGAAGAGGAAGCGAAACCAAAGGCAAAGAAGGAGCGUCCUGCCAUUGCCCAGACCAACAUCACAAAGACUCGCACGCGCCAUGAGCGAACAACAAACCAAGAUGCCGAAAAGGAAGAGCAGCGGCGGCAACAUCAAAAGGAGUUGCACGCAAAAAAGCAAACAGAGGGUCUGGAGCAAUAUAGUGAGGGCGCAAAGUCUCUCAAUGGUACAGAGGAAAAGCGCUUCAAGAAAUUCGAGUCCUACAAGCGCGACAACCAGUUUCCUCCGUCCGUGGCCAAUCUGGAGAUUGUUGUCGACAAGAAAAACCUCACAGUUCUCCUCCCCAUCAUGGGCCGCCCCGUGCCAUUCCAUAUCCACACGAUCAAAAAUGCAUCACACACCCCAGAGGCGGAUUUUACUUCUCUCCGCAUCAACUUCCUUUCGCCUGGCCAAGGUGUAGGCCGCAAGGAUGACCAACCUUUCGAAGACCCAAACGCGCACUUCAUUCGAAGCCUGACUUUCAAGUCACACGACGUAGAUCGCAUCGAUCAGAUCACCAAGGACAUUACAGAGCUCAAAAAGGACGUUGUGCGACGUGAGACUGAAAAGAAACAGAUGGAGGACGUUGUUGAGCAAGACAAGCUGAUUCCCCUCAAGACCCGCAAGCCUCAUAUGCUCGAUCUCAUCUUCAUCCGCCCAGCGCUAGACGGCAAGCGCAUCCCUGGUAGUGUGGAGAUUCACCAGAACGGUUUGCGCUACGUCCACGGCAACGGCACCGCCAAGAUUGACGUACUCUUCAGCAACAUCAAGCAUUUGUUCUUCCAGCCUUCACAACACGAGCUCAUUGUCAUUAUCCACGUCCAUCUCAAAAACCCUAUUAUGCUGGGCAAGAAGAAGACCAAGGAUGUGCAGUUUGUCCGGGAAGCUACCGAGAUGCAAUUCGACGAGACUGGCAACCGCAAGCGCCGCCACAAGUUUGGUGAUGAGGAAGAGUUUGAACAAGAACAAGAGGAGCGCAGGCGACGCGCAGCUCUCGAUAAAGAGUUCAAGAACUUUGCCGAGAAGAUUGCCGACGCCGCACGCAAUGAGAAUGUCAGCGUCGAUAUUCCAUACCGUGAGCUUGGUUUCAAUGGUGUACCGUCGCGAUCUUCAGUUCUGGUUCAACCAACAACAGACUGCUUGGUUCAGCUCACGGAGCCUCCUUUCACAUGUCUCACACUCUCGGAAAUUGAGAUUGUCCAUCUUGAGCGAGUGCAGUUUGGUCUUAAGAACUUUGACAUGGUCGUUGUGUUCAAGGACUACAACCGCCCACCGGUCCACAUCAAUACCAUCCCUGUUGAGUCGCUGGACCCUGUUAAGGAUUGGCUUGAUUCUGUCGACAUUCCCUUCACCGAGGGUCCGCUCAACCUGAACUGGGCGACCAUCAUGAAGACGGUGACGUCCGACCCACACCAGUUCUUCGCCGAUGGCGGUUGGUCAUUCCUGUCUACUGAGACCGAUGACGAAGGUGAUGGUGAUGAGGAGGAAGAGUCAGCCUUUGAAGUCUCCGAAUCUGAACUUGCCAUCUCGGACGAGUCAUCUGACGAAAGCGACUUUGAUGAGAACGCUUCGGACGAGAUGAGCGACGAGGGAUCUGAAGAGGACUUUUCAGAGGGCGAGAGCUGGGACGAACUGGACAAGAAGGCUGCUAAGAAAGACAAGGAGGCUGCUCAUGACGACGAUGAGGAUAACAAGGGUAAGAAGAGGAAGCGAUGAGCUGCUUCCAAGUGACGGCUCACUUUCUUUUCUUUUUUCCCUUGAUUUCCUUUGAGUCGUCUUUCGUGUAAGAGUAGGCUUAGUAGUGAGAGAGUUGGUUGGUUGUCCCAUCGACCAAGUCCACCAGAGGUGGCAGGCAUUUCCUAGUAGAUAUCCUAUGUGAUGCUGUCUUCUUCUUCUUCUUUCUUUUUUUUUCUUCUCAUCUUCUCUACGUCGUAUGUCAUGAACAUGUAUCGUCUGAUCUCUCAAGGUGGACCCUCGAUGCAAAUAUCAAAAUAGUAAUGCAAGAAUUUU
Molecule: messenger RNA, 3403 nt
Organism: Exserohilum turcica Et28A
Lineage: Eukaryota; Fungi; Ascomycota; Dothideomycetes; Pleosporales; Pleosporaceae
Exons: 3
Coding region: 47-3109 (1020 amino acids)
Biological process (GO): transcription elongation by RNA polymerase II; positive regulation of transcription elongation by RNA polymerase II
Cellular component (GO): FACT complex
Molecular function (GO): nucleosome binding
Source: RefSeq, a predicted model, not a curated record